Messenger RNA from Mycosarcoma maydis (corn smut), 2841 nucleotides. RefSeq lists its product as uncharacterized. The record is from RefSeq and is a predicted model, not a curated record. NCBI's taxonomy places the organism in Eukaryota, Fungi, Basidiomycota, Ustilaginomycetes, Ustilaginales. The coding region runs from base 1 to 2841 and encodes 946 amino acids. The transcript has a single exon.
AUGCAAGUCUCCUCGCCGGUCCCUACCUCGACCUCGACAUCGACACUGAAUCCGCAGACCAUCGUAAGCACCUCCAAUGCAGCUUUGACCAUCGAUCCAGCUGCCCUUCUGGGUGGCAGCUUGAGCUCAUCCCCUGCAACAUCGGCACCAACAGCAGAUCUAUCAAUAUCAGCGGCUGGUGCAAAUAGUGGCACGCACGCCAUCGCUAGCACCAAUACCAUUAACAACUCGACCACAAACUCGAUAGCCGUCAAACAAGAGCCAGAUGACGAGCAUGCAUCGGCCCUAUCCGCACCUCAGCAUACCAUCAGCCUCACAAAGAUUGCAGGCGAUACUCGCUCGAAUCACAAGCCAUCAUCGGCAUCAGCAGCACCAAACCUCAGUGUGCAGAGUCAACCACAUGUCUCUGAUCAGCACAGCAACGAUCUCGGCGCCAAAGAUCAACUCAGCGACCAGCCUGCAUCGUUGGUCGAUGUAUUUCUGCAAAGUGACCACAAAGCCAUCCUUCGGCCCGACCUGUCUGCAUUUAUAGAUGCUCGAGAUGUUCUUCGUCGACUUUUACCGUAUCACGUCUGGAACAUUCCGCACCACGAUCUGCUCAAGGCGCUGGACCUGAAGGAAGACCCCGUUCUGAGCCAAGUCAGGUUGCGCAAACGUCGUCGCAUGGCACAUCUCAAUGCUCGCAAGACCCUCGCGCUCAGUACUACAGAUGCACCAGACGGAUCAACCCAAGCCUCGGAGACUUCUGUCCAGGUCGGCUCGCAAAUCGACAAUCACGACAACGUUGGGCUUAAUGAGCUGGGCCUUCCAACACCGCUGCCAGAGGUGCCACAGUCCGCGUUUCCGAGCCUCGAUUUUACCGAGUCUGUCUUUGCGCGCCGAAAUGCUCUCGCUUUACGCUUUCGAAAGACGCUUACCGCGCUCGACACUACCCACAAACGUGCGCCCAAUACUUCACUUGCGCUCGAACAUCUUGAAAGACUCGCGUAUAGCGACGAUCGAGAGCAGGUGCUGGCUCAAAUAGAAGAACUCAAGGCGCUCAAGGCCGAGCUCGAGACAUUGGAGGAGAAAAGGCAGAUCGACGUAGCCGAGUCAUCCGCCAGAAUCAGCCUCAGCUUUGGCAUCACCGACGAGAUUGAGCGCGAACGCGAAAAAGAACGCGAGUUAGAGAGGAUCAAGCGGCAACAAGAGAGGGCAGCUGCCAAAGCUGCCAAGCUUGAGAAGGAACGCGAGAACAGGCACCGUCUCGGCAUCUUUACCCCGCCACCAGAGCCAGAAAAGACGCCUGCUCCACCAUCGCCUGCUCCGGCAUCGGCAGCCACUCCAGCGCCACCAACACUACCCAUAGAUGUGUCUGGGCCAGGCGUUCCGCCAGAUACGGCGCUUGCUAUGCCAAGUCCACUUUCGGGUAACAGCGCACCAACGAGCGCACCUGGAGCUUAUUCUUUCCCUACUGGCACCAACCCUCUUCAUGCUGCAUCGAUGCCCAUGUCGCCGGCCGGGUCUAACGGCCUCCCAACUCCAUCGCCGCACCUUGGUCCGCCCAUGGUGUAUGCAUCUGUGCCAGGCGCGCCUUUCGGUCCAGCACCGCCGUUCGCCUCUACGUCUGCAAACCCGCCUACUGGGCCCAAUGGAGCUCCGCUGCCAUCAGGCAUGACGCCAAUGGGGGCUCCGACGUCUGCUCUCUUCAGGCCUUCCGUAGCACCGCAGGGAACGCCGUCGACUCCUGCAGCAACCCCCACCAAACCUCUUAGCAAGGCAAAAGCAAAGGCUGCUGCUGCUGCCGCUUCUGCCGGCGCAGCCAUCAUCCCAGGUACACCAGGCAAACCAGGAACUCCCAGUGCUCCAGGCGUAACACCAGGACCUACACCACAUCGAGGCAGAGGAAGGCCACGCAAGCAUCCGUUGCCAGGUACACCUGGUGGCCCGCCUGUUCCUGUUCCACGCAAGAAAAAGGAGAAGCCUGUCAAGCCACCUUCCGCGGCAGCGUCGGCACCAAGCACGCCAAGUGCACCAGGUGCAAUUGCCGUGUCGCAGCCUUCCCUGCCACCGAGCGCAGCAGUUCCAGGUCAACAGACGCAGUCGCCGCCACCUCCUUCUCCCGUGACACCAUCGAUACCCGAACCGUCACCGGGCCACUCUGGUGAGAUGAUUUCAUCUACGCUCCAGCCCACGAUUGCAAGCAUGCGACCACCGGCGAGCUCGCCUCCCAGCAAUGCAGUAUCAUCGAUCGCUGUUCGUCCGCCCACCAUGCAUCCGACUCUGACUAGCGCCACGAGCCUGAACACGCCGCGUGCCACACCUCGCGCCAAAUCUUCGCCCUCGCCUGCUCCUCAGGCUGCUCGUCCAGCCGCCGCAGCCAAAAAGACGCCAGCAAAGGCCAAUGGCACGAUCAAGCAGCCGGCCACGCAAGCAGCACGAGCAGCACCGGCACCUGCACCGACCCCUGCAGCACCAGCAGCGAGCGACGCUAACCCGUCCAUCCCAAACCAUCCCAUCCCGCUCCUCAUCCCGGUUGCAUCUCUUCCACGUCUGUCGGCAUUGGGCAUUCAGCCGACACCAAGCCCCCACAUUCGACCUGUGAUUGGGCGCGACGGCCAACCGCAGGGUCUGCAGGGUGCGCCUGUCGCCAUCGAUCCCGCCCAGAGCGUGCCGGCUGUUUUGCUGGGUAUCAGCGAAGGCACUGCAGAGGCGAGCGCGGAUGGCGUAUCGCCGGGUGGAAACCAGCAGAUCUUGCACAUCUCGGUGGUGUUGAGCAGGUUGAGUCCUUCGCAGCUGAGCGGGCUGGCGGUUCUGAUGCAGAGCCUGCAGGCUCAAGUUGAGGCUGGAAAACGCAAGUAG